AGCGAGAGAGUGGGAGAGAGAGAGAGUGGGAAAGAGAGUGAGAGAGAGUGGGAGAGAGAGAGAGAGAGAGAGAGAGAGAGAGAGAGAGCAGAAUCAUGUCACUGUUGACGUCGCAUAAUUGCAACCUGCGCGCGCUGGAGUCGCUGCUCCACACCGAUCAGAUGAGAUCAGACUGAAGCGGAGAAAGUGCUCUCUUUCUCUCUCUCUUUCUCUCUCUCUCUCUGUCUCUCUCACUGUCUCUCUCACUCUCUCUCCCAGAUCUGAAUAGCUGCAGCCCGAUUUAUCCUGGAAUAUUAACCCGAGAUUAACAGCAGAUUGGAGAUGCUGGAAGAGAAGAUGUACUGGAGGUGGAUGGUUCUUUUGUUUCUGCUCGGGAUCAAACCAGAGGUCGCUGUAAUAGCAAGUCCAGAGGUAAACGACAGCCAACAGGAGGUCCCUCAUAAUGUAUACACCGAUGUUGGAUCCACCAGACAGAAGAUCAUGACCGCGCAAUUCGAGUGCUAUCAGAAGAUCAUGAUGGACAACAGCAAUGUCAAAGCAGCUGAUCUAAUGUGUAACCGAACAUGGGACGGGUGGCUGUGCUGGGACGACACGGAUGCUGGUGUCACCGCUCACCAGAAUUGUCCUGACCACUUCCUGGACUUUGAUCCUACAGAAACAGCCUCUAAGAUGUGCAUGGAUAACGGCCAGUGGUUUAUUCAUCCAGUGAGCAACAGGACAUGGACGAAUUUCACCAGAUGUAAUGCGUACAGUACAGAGAGCAGAAUGACCGCAAUAAACCUGCUCUACUUAGCCCUGAUAGGACACGGGCUGUCUCUGGUCUCACUAUUUAUUUCACUCGGGAUAUUUUUCCAUUUUAAGAAUUUGAGCUGCCAGAGAAUCACCCUGCACAAAAACCUCUUCUUUUCCUUUAUCUUGAACUCUAUUAUCACCAUCAUCUGGUUAACGGGCGUGGCCAGUAACCAGGAACUAGUGCAGAGGAAUCCGACCAGCUGUAAAGUUUCUCAGUUUGUCCAUCUCUAUCUGUUCGGGUGUAACUACUUUUGGAUGCUGUGUGAAGGAAUUUACCUCCACACGCUCAUCGUCGUAGCCGUAUUUGCCCAAAAACAGCAUUUAAUGUGGUACUAUCUUCUCGGAUGGGGUUUCCCGCUGUUACCGACUACAAUACACGCCAUAGCCAGAAGUUAUUAUUAUGAUGACAAUUGCUGGAUCAGUUCAAACACAUCUCUGCUGUACAUCAUCCACGGGCCGAUCUGUGCCGCGCUGUUGGUCAAUCUCUUUUUCCUGCUCAACAUCGUGCGUGUCCUCAUCACCAAGCUGAAGGUGACGCACCAGGCCGAGUCGAGUCUGUACAUGAAGGCGGUGCGUGCCACUCUUAUUCUCGUCCCCCUGUUGGGAAUCCAGUUCGUCCUCCUGCCCUAUAAACCUGCGGGACGUGUCUUAUCCGAGAUCUACGACUACGUCAUGAACAUCUUAAUGCAUUAUCAGGGUCUUCUGGUGGCCACCAUCUUCUGCUUCUUUAAUGGAGAGGUACAGAGUGUGUUACGGAGAAACUGGAAUCAGUAUCGUUUGCAGUUUGGCAACGCGAUGGCUAACGCCGAGGCACUGAGAUCGACGUCCUACACGGCCUCGUCCAUCACCGAGGUGCAGGGCUGCUACAGCAUCGACGGCCACAGCGAACACUUAAACGGCAAGAGCUGCCUCGAUGCUGAGAAAUCCGAGAAUUCCUUCAACUGAACACGUCGCCGAUCGCGGAAGGACGGUCACAUGACUGUCAAGAAGGUCACAUGACUGCGUCUACCCAGAGUUCUCUGCCGACGCACGACGCAGGGAUUUUACGAAGGGAAGUUUACUGCUCUCACACUGCCUUAUUAUCUAACACAGUGCUUGCUAAAUGGACACUCUCUACGAAAAUGACACAAAUUACAUGGUGACACUUUAAGAGAUGCAUAAAUAAUUUAGUCAUUGACCAUCCAUAAUGAAAAAUAUGAAGCCUUCUAACCAUAGAAACUACAGAACAGUAACAAACAAGUAAUUAACACCGUGUCAUGUAUGUAAUAUAUGUAAAAUGGCACUUUUUAAAAAUAUCCUAAUGAUGAUGAUCCUUUCAGGGAAGCUCAAUUUCCUCAAUAGAGUUAUUGCGUCAUAAAAUAUAAGAGCACGUCAAAAUAUCUACAUAAUAUACAAAUAUAUUCUGUAAUAUUGGAUAAGUGGUGUUGGGGGAACAAUUUGCAUAUUCAUAUAUAGUAAUAUGAAUUUCUUUAUUAGAAUGAAGUUUUUUUUGGAAGCUAUAGUCUUUUAGUUAUUAUUAUUAUUAUUAUUAUUAUUAUUAUUAUUAUUAUUAUUAUUAUUAUUAUUAUUAUUAUUAUUUUUGUUGUUGUUGUUGUUGUCUUCAAAACAGUUAUGUGGUGGAUGGGGAAAAUUAUAUUUUUAUUCCUAUUAUAAGAUUGCAAUAAACCAAAUAUACGGUUAUUAAACCUCUAGCCGUUUUUACUCAAUUCAAGUGUUAAAAUGUUAACUUCAUUUGUUGCCAGAUAAUGCUUUUUUUUUUUUCCAGAAAUACAUGCUUAAAAUUAGUUAAAUUUAUCUGCCAGUAGAACAAUCAUAAAUUAGUUUAAAAAUUAUAAUAAUUAUAACCUUGUAAUAGGAAAUAUUUGAUACAUUUGACUACAUUUGAAAUAUAUCCACUAGAUCUCUUUUUUUUUUUCAGUGUAGUUCGCUGAAAACAAAAUAAAUUUCUGUCAAUGACUCCCAAAGAUAUAUGGUCAAAUAUUAUUUUUCUUAAUAUACUUCACGUCCUGAAUUUAUUUUAGUAAUAACUAAAUUAGUAAAGAAUUCAUCCCUUAAAGUGUUACCAAUUGAUGACAAAAACAAUUAUAUAUAUAUAUAUAUAUAUAUAUAUAUAUAUAUAUAUAUAUAUAUAUAUAUAUAUAUAUAUAUAUAUAUAUAUAUAUAUUUAAACAGACACACAUACCGCACAUAGAGUUGUGCCCUAAAGUUUGCAUACCCCUUGCAGAAUCUGCUAAAUCUUAACACUGUUAACAAAAUCAAAAUCCCAUGUUGUUUUUUUAAUUAAUACUGUCCUGAAUAAACUAUUUCACAUAACAGAUCUUUACAUACAGUCCACAAGACAAGAUAAUAGCUGAAUUUAUAAAAAAGUACCCCGUUCAAAAGUUUACAUCCCCUUGAUUCUUAAUACUGUGUGUCGUUACGUGAGUGAUCCAGGACUGUGUUUAUGUUUUGUGACAGUUGUUCAUGAGUCCCUUGUUUGUCCUGAGCAGUUAAACUACCCACUGUUCUUCAGAAAAAUCCUCCAGGUCCUGCACAUUCUUUACUUUUCCAGCAUCUUCUGCAUAUUUGAGCCCUUUCCAGCAGUUACUAUAUGAUGUUGAGAUCCAUCUUUUCACACUGAGGACGACCGAGGGACUCGUACACAACUACUACAUAAGGUGCAAACGUUCACUGAUGCUCAAGAAGAUACUUUUGAGCAGGAUGAUCGGUGUAAAUUGUUAUUGUUUUGUUUCUUUUUCUUUUUUUUCAUUUAGUGCUGCCUUUCAGAAGCUAAAUAAGAUAAUUACAUGUCUCCCAGAAGACAAAAUACGCACGGUUUUAAGGGUUAAUCAAGGGUGUGUAAACUUUUGAACGGGGUACUUGUUAUAAAUUCAGCUAUUAUCUUGUAUUGUGGACUAUAUGUGAACAUCUGUUAUGUGAAAUAGCAUACUCAGGACUGUACUAAAUAAUAAAAAAACAACAUGGGAUUUUUAUGAUCUCUCAUAUUUUGUUAACAUUAAGAUUUCCCAGAUUUUGCAAGGGGUAUGCAAACUUAUGGGCACAACUGUGUGUAUAUAUACAUAUAUAUAAUUUAUUAUAUAUGUGUGUGUGUGACAUUUGAAUAUUUGUAGUUGCCUGGCUGCUUUGUAAAGGCAUUGAAUUGUAAAUAAUCUCUCAUUUUAUAAUAUCCUUUCUCUUUUCUUUCUUCUGUAUUGUUCAUUUGAAGAAGGCUGAAACAUAAUUGCCACUUAUACGCUUUACUGACUUGCGUUAUAUCAAAUGAUGAUAUACAUUUUUACUAAGCAUUGUACAAAAAAAUUAUAUUUGUAUAAAUAUAUGAAUAUAUGAAUAUAUAAAUAUCCCCAUUCAGGGAGACAGCCAGUAUCAUUUUCUAUAUAAUAUUCAGGAUAGUACUGUAAACUAACGAUGUAGUAGUGUUUGUUUGUCGUUUCUUGCAUCGUUUCUUGUCUGUAAGUCAAAUCAAAGUUUGUGUUUAACGUUUCAAAAUACAUAAAGAACCCACGACAAUCCUGCACUUACAUUUUGUAAUAUGUUCAUUUCCAACCUGCACAGUAUUGGACUGAUCAUUAGACUUGUCAAAAUUCUGACUGUGAUUGUUUUUGUAGGAGGCCACAUCAUUUUGGUCAGGAAUAAAAUCCAUUUGCAAAAAAACAGUAAGACAAGUGA
Molecule: messenger RNA, 4458 nt
Organism: Ictalurus punctatus (channel catfish)
Lineage: Eukaryota; Metazoa; Chordata; Actinopteri; Siluriformes; Ictaluridae
Gene: calcrla
Product: calcitonin receptor-like a
Exons: 13
Coding region: 322-1737 (471 amino acids)
Biological process (GO): angiogenesis; cell surface receptor signaling pathway; adenylate cyclase-activating G protein-coupled receptor signaling pathway
Cellular component (GO): plasma membrane
Molecular function (GO): calcitonin receptor activity; calcitonin gene-related peptide receptor activity; adrenomedullin receptor activity
Source: RefSeq, a predicted model, not a curated record